UGCAAGCGGGGCAAGAAUUCUGGGAUUCGAAGCUCUACACGAGGCGAGGCUGCUCUUUCGGUAUUUCUCUGUUCUAAAAUUUUCUAUGCCAACGGUCAAAUUCCUAUAGCUUUCAUCUGAAGCCGUAUACGCGCUCCCGGUUUUCCCUCAGAUUAAUUGUUAAUGUGAACUUUCAACAUAGCACGCUACCUCAAUUGACUGGCUGGCGGGUCUGUUGUUAUUCUUCUUCUUGUUGUUUUUGGUGGUGACUUGACAGCAUCCCGAGAGGCCCUGUAUCGGAACCAGCGAAGAGCGAACGAACCACGCAGUCGAAAGCCGUAGCCUUCCGCCCUCCUAUCUCGACGCCUAAAUCACCUCCUCGCCGUCCAUACGUUCGUCGUCACUUGUCCAAGGGCCACAAUGUCGAGUCAACCUCUCCUCCAAACCGCCCCAGGCAAGCGAAUUGCCCUCCCGACACGCGUGGAGCCCAAGGUCUUCUUCGCCAACGAGCGGACCUUCCUCUCCUGGCUCAAUUUCACCGUCCUCCUCGGCGCCCUCGCCAUCGGCAUGCUCAACUUCGGCGACCGCCCCGCCUUCAUCAGCGCCUUCCUCUUCACUGGCGUCGCCAUGCUGACCAUGAUAUAUGCCCUCGUGACAUACCACUGGCGUGCCAAAUCCAUCCGGAUCCGCGGCCAGGCCGGCUUCGACGACCGCUUCGGUCCGACCUUCUUGGCCAUCAUCCUUCUGUUGGCCGUUGUCGUCAACUUUGUGCUCAGAAUAACUUAUUCGGCCAAGGGAGCCGACGGGAACUGAAACCGAGAUACGAAACCACCUUUUAUAUAAAAGCUAUCUGGGCUCCCUGUCCUCCUCUCGGGGACGUAUAUUCUGUGGCCUUUCGCUGUAUAUGGUUGGAUCUGGUCUGAAUGCCGCGCGAGAUGGGGAAGGGCUUUUGGGGAAGAUGCUUUCAAUGGGGUCUAUACUAGGGAACACGUCGUUUCAAAGAUCUCUUGAUCCUAUCCUUAUGGCGGAUUAGGGCGUAUUUGGGCAUUAUUUGGCUGUAGGUUAUACGGUGUCAAACUGGAACACAUCAAUAGAGCAACUGAUUCACUUGUAUGGUUUCGGGGCUACGAAUGCAGCUUUUUCACCACUGG
This is a messenger RNA of Sodiomyces alkalinus F11, 1130 nucleotides long. RefSeq lists its product as hypothetical. Bases 400 to 792 code for a protein of 130 amino acids. The transcript has 2 exons. NCBI's taxonomy places the organism in Eukaryota, Fungi, Ascomycota, Sordariomycetes, Glomerellales, Plectosphaerellaceae. Gene Ontology annotation, cellular component: fungal-type vacuole membrane; vacuolar transporter chaperone complex. The record is from RefSeq and is a predicted model, not a curated record.